CCCAUCGGCCCCAUCCUCGGCACGAGGCCGGGCAUUCAGUUACUCCAUUUGCCACUCGCCACUAUCCCUCGGCCAAGCUCCUCCAAUCCAAGCAAUCCAUGGACUGCAGCAGCAGAAGUGGUGGCCGGCGGCUAAAGGACCGCCUCACCCAGCUGCUCCUCCGUCCGGCCAACACUUUGCCCCGCUCCCCCUGCAGCUCAUCCUCGUCCACCUCCACGGUUUUUACAGCCACCGCCGCCACAACGACAUCCAUCUCAUCCAAUUCCAGUUCCACCACCGCAGCCAACUACACUACUGCCGCCGCCCUUUCCCGCGCCGAGCCUUUCUCAGCCGCUCUCGGCCGCCUCCGCCGCCCUCCUCCGGAGACCGAGAGCAUGCGCGGCAACAAGGAGCAGAGGAGCACCUCCUCCCGCCACAGCGGUCGGCGGCGCUUCAAGAACGCCGUCGACAAAGGCGGCGUCCGGACGCUCUCGUCCAACCCCUACGGCUUCACAUCUUCUAGCGAGGAGGACGAUGGCACCGACGUUUACGACGACGACGGCGACGACACGGAGACUUUCUUGUCCUCAAGAAGCCUCAUGUCCUCCGACUCCUCUGUCUUCUACGCGUACAGGAAGAUGCUGCAGCCGCCGUCCAAGAACAAGAGCCACCUCCGCCGCCAGAGGAGGCGGCGGCGCUGCUGUCGGCGGCCAUCGGCGAGCUGCGUGGAGACGUGCGGCGCCGGCGCCGUGAGGGAGCCGGGGUUCCGUCCUCUGGUGGCGACGGCGACGGCAACCGCUGCGGCGGUGGAGCAGGUACGGAAGGGGCUGGCGGUGGUGAAGCGGUCACGCGACCCAUACGGCGACUUCCGGGAGUCGAUGGUGGAGAUGAUCAUGGGGCGUCAGGUGUUCGGCGCGGCGGAGCUGGAGCGGCUGCUGCGGUCGUACCUGUCGCUCAACGCGCCGCGCUUCCACCCCGUCAUCCUCCAGGCGUUCUCCGACGUCUGGGUCGUCAUCCACGGCGGCUAGCGGCUAGCCUAACGUUGGCCACCGGCGUUGUGGGAUCUAGGUAGCUGCUUAGCUUGUGCAUGCAGUGAUGCACCUGAACGUAAAUUGCAUACUACUGUAUGCUUGUUCGGAUGUAAACUGUGGUGUUAACUAUGCAUGAUUGUUCUUGUGCAUGAGACAGUAGCUGUGGUGUUAACUAUGCAUGAUUGUUAUUGUGAGCCCAGCAUAGCAAGCUGGAUACACUAGCUAGUUACCUUCAUGCCUUGAUCUUAAUAACCCGUAGAAAUGCAGUUCUCCUGU
Molecule: messenger RNA, 1286 nt
Organism: Sorghum bicolor (sorghum)
Lineage: Eukaryota; Viridiplantae; Streptophyta; Magnoliopsida; Poales; Poaceae
Product: transcription repressor OFP7
Exons: 1
Coding region: 99-1007 (302 amino acids)
Biological process (GO): negative regulation of DNA-templated transcription
Source: RefSeq, a predicted model, not a curated record